Aspergillus affinis is the source of this 1512-nucleotide messenger RNA. RefSeq lists its product as uncharacterized. The record is from RefSeq and is a predicted model, not a curated record. Bases 1 to 1512 code for a protein of 503 amino acids. The transcript has a single exon. NCBI's taxonomy places the organism in Eukaryota, Fungi, Ascomycota, Eurotiomycetes, Eurotiales, Aspergillaceae.
AUGGCCGACUCCAAUGUGCCUUUCUUUCUCCGUCUUCCCCACAAUGCCAGACAGAGAAUCUACAUUGAACUCGACCUCCUCCUGGACCCCGAUCUGAUUCCGAACUACAAUGUGGCGGGAGAAUGGUGCUUCAAGAAAAAAAUAUUCUACGACGAAGCUGAAUCAGCCAAUUUCGACGAUCUCUUUCCAAAUCAGCUGUUCUACGUCUCGCGAGCGGUGUCUGAGGAUGCUCGGUCCUUUUUUUAUGGUGAAAAUGUCAUUCUAUACGACAAUGACCCGAAAAACCCUAGUUUACCAAUUCUGAUGGGCCUCAGCCCUCAGGUGAUGAGAGCAUUUCGAACAAUUUCUAUCGGCUACUUCAUUGAAUAUGAAUCUUCAUCUGGCGAUACGGAAUCCGGCGGUCUCAAGGAAAAUAGUAGCUCGAGGACGGACAAUGAGCCCUUUCGCGACUGGUUACGUGCCUGUGAAUGGUUGGCAACGCACAUCAAAAACGAAGAUCAGUUAACACUUCAGUUGGACUGCGAUGCGAGGACCAAAGAGACCGCCGCGGCCUUUUUAGAACCUCUUCACAAGUUACCCCGGUUGAAAGAUUUGUCUAUUCGUCUCGGCUCUGGCUGGAAUCCGGAUAUUCAACAGAUGAUUAUGACAAUGAUCCGGCAAAAGACUCGACUUCAGCUCUGUCGUCCACCUUCCCCAGCACCUUUCCGCUUCUUCGAUCUACCUGUCGAGCUACAGCUUCACAUCUUGGAUCUCUCCGACCUUCUUACGUUUGACGACUUCUUUAUGUACAUCCACUGUCUCAACCGAUUUGUGUCCAUGUCCUGUCUAAAAACCAUGGGCAUGGACGCCAACAAUGAGGACGAAAUAGGACAUUAUUGCCCAGCAGAACGUACGGCAUUUAGUACGGUUACCCCGUGCUGGCGAGCCCCACACAUUCUGUUUCUCGUCAGCAAGACCAUGCGCCAACUCAUCAUCCCCGUCUUCUACUCGCGGAACAAAUUUCAAGUUCUUUAUCGGCCAGACCUCUCGCCUCCCUGUGCAGAAUGGAGCGUACAGAAGUCGACAUUCCUGCGCAGCUUCCCACCGUACGCCUUUCAAUUUCUCCGUUACAUUCGUUGGGAUUUCAUUCAAAAAGACAAUCUUAUUACAUUUUAUCCAGCUGACCAGGCAAGACACGACUGGGUCAAAUCGCUUGACUACAUCGCCCAAGCUGUUCCUGCUGGCGUGUUGACUGUGGACCUGACUCUGACCAAAUGUUUCGAACAAAUGGCUAAUAUAGAAUCCAUCGAUUUGAACUCCUUUGAUUGGGUUGUACGGCCAAUGACCUGCUUGCGGGGCCUGCUGAAAGAUCUUUUCAUCUGCAUCAAUCUUGAUGAAGAAUAUCAAAUGGAUAUUGUGCGUGCUAAGGAGCAGUCCCUAGAAAAGAGUGUGAUGGGAGAUGAUUACGAUAGCUUGGCACGUGGAAAGAUAUCUUUCGCUCAAGUUGAGGAUUUGGAGGAUUUAGAGGAUUAG